AUGAAGCAUGAAGGAGUCGAUUUUUCUGGCGGUUCAAGCCUUCAAUCGGGGUUGUGGGGGUUGAGAAGGGUAGCAACAGCCGGAGAGGGUGCUUCUGGUGGUGUUUCUCGGCAGAAGGCGGAAGGGAAGGGGAUAUGGAGGUGGCGGCAGUGGGGAACUGGGAAAACAUCACCGGAUGUUGAACCAGACUCCGGCGAGGCCGUUGUUUCCUCCGGUGAGGUCUUUGUUUACUCCGGGGAAUCAGUUGCCGAACAAGUAAAGAGUCUUGAGAUUCCGACAGCUCCAAAGCUCACCUGGGAUUUUUCUGAUGAGUUUGAUGGAGAUUAA
This is a messenger RNA of Lactuca saligna, 327 nucleotides long. NCBI's taxonomy places the organism in Eukaryota, Viridiplantae, Streptophyta, Magnoliopsida, Asterales, Asteraceae. The record is from the annotation of a GenBank genome assembly.